AAGAGAGUCUUCUCUGUGUUCUUGAAGCAAACUGUUACUACUUGAUUGGAUAUUGCCCCAAAUUCAAAGUUGUUUGAAACCCUCCUUCCACGGCCAUGGCCGUCACCGUCGCAGCCGGAGGAGUUAGUAUCGGAGUUUCCCAGCUCCACCCUCACCAAUCAAAACCCACGUCCCAGUUUCUAGGCAAGAAGCUCAGACUAAUCAAACCCUCUGGUUCACUCAAAACCAGCUCAAACCAUAAAACCUUAGUGGUUUUCGCUUCCGGUGGCGAGCUGAUCCACGCGGUUCACGACUUGUUUUUAGGGGUGGGUGUGGGGCUGCCCUGCACCGUGAUGGAGUGCGGUGAUAUGAUCUACAGAAGCACUCUUCCGAAACCUAAUGGCUUGACGAUCACGGUACCCGGUACCAUUUUGGCUAUGGGGGCUCUGUCUUAUCUCUGGGCCACUCCGGGUGUGGCUCCCGGGUUCUUUGACAUGUUUGUUCUUGCUUUUGUUGAGAGGUUUUUCAGACCCACUUACAAGAAGGAUGACUUUGUUUUGGGGAAGAAAUUGGGUGAAGGAGCUUUUGGAGUGGUUUACAAAGUUUCAUUGGCUAACAAGAAGUCUAAGAAAGAAGAGGAGUUGGUAUUGAAAAAGGCUACUGAAUAUGGUGCGGUGGAGAUUUGGAUGAAUGAGCGGGUGCGAAGGGCGUGCGCCAACAGCUGUGCUGAUUUUAAGUACGGCUUCCUUGAGAGUUCUUCAAAGAAAGAAGCUGAAUAUUGGCUUAUAUGGCGGUUUGAAGGGGAAGCCACACUUUAUGAUUUGAUGCAAAGCAAAGAUUUUCCCUACAAUGUAGAAACCAUGAUCCUUGGAAAAGUUCAGGAUUUGCCAAAGGGUCUUGAAAGGGAAAAUAGAAUCAUUCAAACAAUAAUGAGACAGAUCUUAUUUGCAUUGGAUGGUCUUCACUCAACAGGGAUUGUGCACAGGGAUAUAAAGCCUCAAAAUAUUAUUUUUUCUGAAGGCUCUCGUUCUUUCAAGAUCAUUGACCUUGGAGCUGCAACAGAUUUGCGAGUCGGCAUCAACUACAUUCCAAAGGAGUUUCUUUUGGAUCCAAGAUAUGCUGCACCAGAGCAAUACAUCAUGAGCACACAAACACCAUCUGCACCCUCAGCUCCAGUGGCAACAGUCCUUUCCCCAGUUCUAUGGCAGAUGAACUUGCCUGAUAGAUUUGAUAUCUACAGUACUGGACUCAUUUUCUUACAAAUGGCAUUCCCAGGAUUACGUACUGACAGCGCCCUCAUACAAUUCAACCGUCAGCUUAAAAGAUGUGAUUACGACUUGGUUGCCUGGAGGAAUACUGUUGAGCCUCGAGCUAGCUCUGAACUCCGAAAAGGUUUUGAGUUGUUGGAUUUAGAUGGUGGAAUUGGAUGGGAACUACUGACAUCAAUGGUUCGGUACAAACCAAGACAAAGAAUCAGUGCAAAAACAGCUUUAGCAUAUCCCUACUUUGACAAGGAAGGCCUGUUGGCGCUUUCUGUCAUGCAGAGUCUGAGGCUGCAACUCUUCCGAUACACACAGCAAGACUAUGGAGAGUUUGCCAGAUGGGUUACUCGGCUAAUGGCAAGAUCGGGAACCAAGCAGGACGGUGGCUUCACUGAAGCUCAGCUCCAGGAGCUCUUGGAAACGGCGCCUAAGAAGAAGUCUAGUCCUCGGAGAAAUGCUCUUGCUUCAGCUCUUUGGCUGCAGAGGAAGAUUGUCAGAACAUUGAAUGAGAGCAUGAAUGAGCUUAACAACCAGAGGAAGAGUCUCUGGUGGAGCAGGUGGAUUCCCAAAGAGGAAUGAUGCUUGUAAACACACAUACUUUCUUUUUCCUUUUGUAAAUUUUGUGUAGCAAUCU
Messenger RNA from Fragaria vesca subsp. vesca, 1875 nucleotides. Its product is annotated as serine/threonine-protein kinase STN7, chloroplastic-like. Lineage: Eukaryota; Viridiplantae; Streptophyta; Magnoliopsida; Rosales; Rosaceae. Bases 96 to 1820 code for a protein of 574 amino acids. Gene Ontology annotation, biological process: protein phosphorylation. The record is from RefSeq and is a predicted model, not a curated record. Gene Ontology annotation, molecular function: protein kinase activity; ATP binding. The transcript is spliced from 10 exons.